Rotaria sp. Silwood1 is the source of this 837-nucleotide messenger RNA. The record is from the annotation of a GenBank genome assembly. Lineage: Eukaryota; Metazoa; Rotifera; Eurotatoria; Philodinida; Philodinidae.
AUGGCUACAGUAAAUGAAUCAAGUGUAUGUUCAAUCUGCAAUAAACCUUCAAUUAAAUAUUUUUGCAUUCGAUGUAAACAACAUUUUUGUCCAAAAGAUUUCAAAGAACAUGAACAACAGCUAUCAAUAAAAUUCGAUAAUGAAAUAGUUAGAUCUCACGAUGAACUUCUUAAUCAAAUACAAAAAUUAGAAAAAUCAGAUAUUUUCUUAUCUGAUAUUUUUGCUCAAAUUAAUGAAUGGAAAAUAACAACAAUCAAUAAAGUAGAAAAAGCAGCAGGAAAAGCUCAUCAUGAACUUAUCGAACUAAUCGAUAAACAAAAAAUCAAAGUAACAAAACAACUUGAAGCAAUUGCAAAAGAAAUUCGUUGUUGUCGAGAAGAAGAAAAUUUUCUCGAAAAUGAUAUUGAUCGACUAAAACAAAAACUCAAUGAAAUUCAACAAACAUUUAGACAAUUAAUUCAAAAAGAUACAAAUAAAAGCAUCAUUGUUAAUAAUGAUCAAAUUGAUUGGAAUCGACUAAUCUACAUUCGAGAAGAACAACAAAACUGCAACAUCACGUGUCUCAAUCCAUGUAAAUCAUCAAUUUCAUAUCCGCAACGGCAAAUUGGUUAUUUACCACAACAAUGGUAUAAAAAUCCUUCAAAACAACACUCAUAUCGAAACCUGUUUGGUCUAUAUGCUCUACAACAGCAACGAUAUCAAAGCUCUCACGGUUCUAAUCCUCAACAACCUCAAGCUAGUGGAAAUAAUGCAAAUAGAUAUGAAUCACCAGCUAUAAAUGAUCGUCUUCAAGCAAUAGCUACUCGAUAUGAAAUAAAUGAUACACUCACUCAACGU